AUGCAGCUCUUCUUCCAACACAUUAUUAACCAAUUCUUUACCGAGAUUGCCAAACGUUUGAAUGCAAUCAUUGCACAAAUUUUGCCGUUUUUGUCACAAGAGAGCAGAUACUAUGGAUGCCUACCCCCUGAUCCAAGUCCCCCAUUAGAUGUUGUUCGAGUUGCCUCGAGGGACUCUAAAUAUACAAAGAGCUCAAACCAAACAUUUACGGCAGCUUUACUUUGCUCAGUCAAUAUUGAUGCCCGAAUCUGGUCUGUUUGCUGUGCCUUUGCUCACCAGCAACAGGUCGCGUCGGCCGUCGAGAGGGCCAAACAGGUGACUAUGACUGAGCUGAACGCCAUCAUCGGUCAACAGCAUUCAGGAAUCGCUCAUUUGAUGUCAAGUCAAUUAUGUAGCGCUAAGUCUGCCGGUGCUGUGCCUGUGCUCAGCGGUGAGUGGAGUGUCGGUGGAAAUGCCGUGAACUCAGAGAAUGAGAAAUUAUUCGUAGAGUUAGUGUUUCUCUGA
Messenger RNA from Oppiella nova, 504 nucleotides. The record is from the annotation of a GenBank genome assembly. NCBI's taxonomy places the organism in Eukaryota, Metazoa, Arthropoda, Arachnida, Sarcoptiformes, Oppiidae.